GAUUCAAAAAAAAAAAAUCUUCUGUUAAUUUAAGCGAAAUAUUAGUAAACAUGUUUUAAAAAGAAAACUAUUGAAAACAUUAUCGUGUACCUAACAAAAAUAUAUAUACUUUAGAAGAAAAAAUGAUAAUAUAUCUAUUUAAAAAAUAAUAUAUUACGGACUACUUACUUUAUCUCAUAAAGUGUGUGCCUUUUCUUUUUAUCUAUCAACGGAAUAAACAGACAUGGUCCCAGGCUACCAGCAAAAUUUUGAAUUCAAAUUUAAACAGUGAAAAAGCUAAAUACAACGGACAAAAAUCCACAUUUCCACUUUUUUUUCUCUUUGUAUUUUUUGUAAGCAACUCUUAUAUUCAAAACAAACUUGGGAUCCUUGUAACUAACUAGAUACAAUCUAAUUUUUCACUUGACUGUCUGUAAAAUUAGAACCUUGUUCCAAAAAGAUUAAUUAGCAUGGGAGAAUCUGCUUGCCUCAUGCAGCCAUUCUCAUACGCAGCUCCACAGGGAGAUUCUCUUGGUGCUUUAGGACAGUCUGUGUCCUUUGGGAGAUUCAUGUCUGAGAAACUUGACUGGGAAAAAUGGUCUUCUUUCCCCACACAGAACCGUUAUGUGGCGGAGGCAGAGAGAUACUCGAGGCCAGGGUCUGUGGCUCAGAAGAAAGCCUUCUUCGAAGCUCACUACAAGAAACUCGCUGCUGCAAGAAAAGCUGCCGCCGAAGAGGCACUCUUGCUCCGUCAACAAACCUCUGAUGAGUUGGUUCCAGUUCAACAAGAAAAAGAUAUCAAUGGCGUAGGAAAGAAAGAAUCAGACCCCCCGGUUCUUGAGAUUCCAAGAGCAUCUUUAGAUGCUGAAAUGAAAGUAACUGCAGAAAAAGAAUCAGACCCGGUUCUUGAGAUUCCAAGAGCAUCUUUAGAUGCUGAGAUGAAAGUAGUUGCAAGAAAAGUAAGCAGGUCUGGUAAUAGACAGUCUGAUGAGAAAGAGAACCGUGGGAAAGACGAGUCAAAGAUCAAUGGCAAAGGCUCUACAGUUAAAGAAGAACAACAGGUCGAGAAGACGCCUAUGAUCCCUAAGAAGAAAUCUAAAGAAGCACAACCAAAGAGCAGUACAAAGCCGAGAGUGUCUAAGCUCAAUAUAUCGGAGAGGACUCCAAGUAAAAAGCCUAGUAACAAGAGCAGCUCUUACAAUUUCACACCAGCAAAAGAGUUCAAUAGGUUAGUGUCCAUCAUAAGGAAGAUUGAUGGGUCGUCAAGAGCUUCUUCCUCUAAGCUACAAACGAAAGAAUGCAAAACUCCUCUCCGGACACCAUCAAGCAAUAAUAAUAAGGUGUCUGCAAAGGGAAUUGUGGAGGACUCUUUGUUCACCACACCUUUGUCUAGUAACAGAAGUAAAUGCAGAGCUCCUGAUUCUUCUACCAAGACAGGUCGAGGAAGAUGGAAUUUCCUCCCUGCAGACAGGACGCCGAGCUGCUUCACACCAUUUGGAUUAAGAACAGAGGAGAGAGCAGAGAGAAGAAAAAAGAAGCUAGAGGAGAAAUUCAAAGCCAUGGAGGCACAGAAGGAGAAGAAGGAGAAGGAGGAGGAGAGGAGUGUGGAGAAAGAAGAGAGUAAACUAAGGCAAAGGCUGUGCUUCAAGGCGAAGCCACUUCCAAAUUUCUACAAACACAGACCUAAAUCCACUGACCAAACUAAAAAGGCUCUGCUACGGUAGCAGAGAGAGAGAGAUGUUAAAGAAAUAAAUCAUUCAUCCUUCAGAGAUGUGAACUACUGUAUAUUGCGCAGUCUUAGCGCCUGUGUGGAGGAUUAGUCUCUCUGGAAGGAAUCCUUCAACUACUCUUUUAUUCUUUUCUCUGAGACACACUGGAUUUGAUCAUUUGUACUAAUAUUUGUAAUUUUUGUGUUCUAUAAUAUCUUUUUGCUUCU
Molecule: messenger RNA, 1915 nt
Organism: Brassica napus (rape)
Lineage: Eukaryota; Viridiplantae; Streptophyta; Magnoliopsida; Brassicales; Brassicaceae
Product: protein WVD2-like 7
Exons: 8
Coding region: 450-1703 (417 amino acids)
Source: RefSeq, a predicted model, not a curated record